Molecule: messenger RNA, 1216 nt
Organism: Camarhynchus parvulus
Lineage: Eukaryota; Metazoa; Chordata; Aves; Passeriformes; Thraupidae
Product: exonuclease mut-7 homolog
Exons: 2
Coding region: 1-450 (149 amino acids)
Source: RefSeq, a predicted model, not a curated record
AUGGCCAUCUCACUGACCUCCCCCUCUCUCUUCUCUCAGGUGUGCAAUUGCAACAAGUACUUGAAGGUCUCGCGGGAGAGGAUGAAGCAGCUGGUGGAGAGCAGCAGACAAGUGUCAGGGGAGCACAGUGCAGGCCGCCCGAGGAGCCAGAGCUGCAGUGUCACCGUGCCAGUCUGUGACACAGCCCAGCCUGGCUGCGCCCCACACAGCGAGCAGGCAGAGGGGACGGAGCAGUGCGGGGCGGCCACGGGGCUGGCAGGGCACACGGUCCUGCAGGUCACUGCCAUCCCCCCCGGCGUGCUGGACAGAGCAGAGCUCACCGACUUCUACUGCUGCACCUGCUGUGGGAAAGUGUUUUGGGAAGGGUCCCAUUUUGGACGCAUCGUGUCCCAGUUUCAGGAUGUUCUUGUGGCCUCUGGGGACACACAGAGCAUCUAUGAGCUGAGCUGAGCUGAGCUGAAGCACGGGGGCUCCACAGGGGAACUGGGACUGCCUGGUGAACCUGAGCAGAUUUUGGGCCGUGGGUUUCCGGAGAGAGGCUGAAAGUGGGGAGGCAGGAGCUCUCAUUUUGGGAUCCAUCACAGAGAGCACUGUCACAGGUGCACCCAUGGUUUGCAACAGCCCAAAAAUACAUGGCCUCCAUGAGAUCAUUAAAGCAGAGGUGGCUGAAGAAUGUGCCCUUUGCUUUAUUUCUGCCCCUCUCCAAAGUACACAUGGCAAGAUGGUGGGAGAGCUCUGGUGAACAAAACCACCACCCCAGCAGUGCUGACUCCACCUCACCCACACACCCCAGUGCCUCUCUGCCCACUCACUCAUGGGGAGCAGGAGCUGCAUCCCCAACAGCAGCACAGGGCAGAGAGCAUCCUGAGCACUCCCAGCCUGUGGGACAUGUGCCAAGCCUCAACCCAUCCCCAGCAUCCUGCUCACCCUGACCCUGCACUCCCAGCACUCCUGGAGGCAGCUGGUGGGCACAGGCAUGGAGGUCUGGGGAGGCUGAGCAUUGCUGGGCUCAGGGAAAUUUCUGGUGCACCACAAUGCCCACUGGCACCUGCACCCCCUGUGCUGCAGCCUGGGAUGCCCCAGCAGGGCCAGGCUGGUCCUGAGGGGGCUCCCACUGGUGCCAAAGCUGCCAGCCUCUUCCUCCCCUGGGGAGACACCUCAGCACAGCCCGUGCCCAGGCUCUGUGCAGGGUACACAGGAGAGGCAAUAAGGUGUG